AUGGACACCCAGUCCACAAUGCCGUGGGUGGGAAUCGGAAGCCAAAGCUCCCCAGAACCGAAGGAGAGGCAGGUGCUGCUACUUGCGGACCUACUUCAACUUGACAAGGAUGAGCUCGGGCAAGCAUUGUUUUUCCCCACGGACAAAUGGCAUCUGGGACCAGGGGCAGCUAGCUUCCGGGAGUACAUUCUCAACGACCUGGUGGAUGACUUUGCUGAGCCGAUGGUGGACACAGCAGAUGGGCGCAAUGUGGAGGCCUUGAUGCAGGUGUACAACAUAACUGUUGAACUGGUCAGGGAAGCCAAGAAAGCAGCUGCUGUGCAGGAUGAGUUCCUGUCGAAAGGGUAUGCUUCAGUCAAAAGCACAGCCGAGAAAUCGGUGCAGAAGGUGCUCCAAGCUGCAGCAGCAGAGGCUGACAAAGAAAAGGCGCAGCGCAAGCAAGUAAUGGCUGAGCGAUGGCUUUCAAGGGAGAUGGAGGCAUUGAACCUGAGGCGUGAUACUGUGACCGUUCAGGCUGCAAAAGCUGCUUCGUAUGCAGCUGCCAAAGUUCAUGCCCUGAUCGGGCACUUGAGGACGACAGGUAUGCUGUCCCAGGUUUUCUUUGAGUCUAUGGAGUCCUGGCAGGAGAUGGAUUCGACGGUUUCCUUGGCUCAGCAUGUCAAGCAUGCAGAGCUGCCUGUUUCUGGAGAGAAUAUCCCGGAGACGAUUCCCGAGGUGGAAGAGACAUUACAAGAGCAACCGUUUCCGGAGGGCAACGAUGGACAGCGAGCCGAUGAUGUUAUGAGUCCACCCCAGCAGAGCAAUGGGCAACCAGCUGAGGCAGUGGCACAGGUCAAUGGGCAACCAGCUGACUCAGUGCAGAAUCCACCACAGCAGGGCAAUGGAUCACAGCAGCCACCACAGCAGGGCAAUGGACAACCAGCCGAGGCAUUGCAGAAUCCACCGCAGCAGGGCAAGGUGCAACCAGCUGAGGCAGUGCAGAAUCCACCACAGCAGGGCAAUGGACAACCAGCCGAGGCAUUGCAGAAUCCACCACAGCAGGGCAAUGGGCAACCAGCUGACUCAGUGCAGAAUCCACCACAGCAGGGCAAUGGAUCACAGCAGCCACCACAGCAGGGCAAUGGACAACCAGCCGAGGCAUUGCAGAAUCCACCGCAGCAGGGCAAGGUGCAACCAGCUGAGGCAGUGCAGAAUCCACCACAGCAGGGCAAUGGACAACCAGCCGAGGCAUUGCAGAAUCCACCACAGCAGGGCAAUGGGCAACCAGCUGACUCAGUGCAGAAUCCACCACAGCAGGGCAAUGGAUCACAGCAGCCACCACAGCAGGGCAAUGGACAACCAGCCGAGGCAUUGCAGAAUCCACCACAGCAGGGCAAGGUGCAACCAGCUGCAGUGCAGAAUCCACCACAGCAGGGCAAUGGACAACCAGCCGAGGCAUUGCAGAAUCCACCACAGCAGGGCAAUGGGCAACCAGCUGACUCAGUGCAGAAUCCACCACAGCAGGGCACUGGAUCACAGCAGCCACCACAGCAGGGCAAUGGACAACCAGCCGAGGCAUUGCAGAAUCCACCACAGCAGGGCAACGGACAGCCAGCCGAGGCAUUGCAGAAUCCACCGCAGCAGGGCAAUGGAUCACAGCAGCCACCACAGCAGGGCAAUGGGCAACCAGCGGAGGCAUUGCAGAAUCCACCACAGCAGGGCAAUGGGCAACCAGCUGAGUCAGUGCAGAAUCCACCACAGCAGGGCAAUGGAUCACAGCAGCCACCACAGCAGGGCAAUGGGCAACCAGCGGAGGCAGUGCAGAAUCCACCACAGCAGGGCAAUGUGCAACCAAAGGCAGUGCAGAAUCCACCACAGCAGGGCAAUGGAUCACAGCAGCCACCACAGCAGGGCAAGGGCAAUGGGCAACCAGCUGAGAAUCCACCACAGCAGGGCAAUCAGCAGCAAGCCGAUGCAGUACAGAGUCAGAGCAACAGUGCAGGUGCUGUCCAGGUGCAGUGCUCAGUCGUUUGGAUUGUGGUUAAUGUGGCGUCGUUUGGAGUGCCUACCCAAGCUAUCGACUGUGAUGAGAUCGAUGAUGAUGAACUGGUGAGCCAACUGGCAAUGCUGGCCAUGAAGCAGGAGCCCGAGGAUCAAUCGUUCACCAAGGUGGAGGCCAAGAGUCCUGACAGGAACGGGGGCUCAAGUAUCGGGGCGGCUGGGGCAGUUGACCUUUGUUCAGAUGACCCCUACUUGGAUGCAGUCGACCUUGGUUCGGGUGACCCCUCUUUGGAUGCCGGAGUGCAAGCAAAAGCUGCUGUGGAUAGUGCAUUGCGGAGACUGGCAACGGGUGACAUCGAGGUCCAAAAGCAGAUUGAGAAGCAGCCAGCGCCAGCCGUGAAUCAGCAGCAGAUCGCAGCAUCUGAGCUUGAUGGAGAGGAGCUGGAUGAACAGGAUGAUGAGGAGGUUUGGACCAGCAGCAGCCUGGUGCAAAACUCGUCAUCAACUGAAAGAUCCAAGCUAGCAGGAGGCCGCAGCUACAAGAUGUUCAAAGACAUUGUGAAGGAACACGGACAAACCGACGCCGAGGGUCUACGCGAGGACAAGAAGGAGAAACAAUCUACAUUGGGUGACUUCCAACCGGGGGUGCCAUUCUGGUAUCCGCAUCCGGCUCACGAAUUGUUCCUCUGUUUCGAUGGCGCUACUCUUUCGACAUUGAACGAGAAUUCCGUGCACACUGAGGAGAGUGUGGCUGUGAAUCUGGACAGUGGAUUGACCCGUGAUCUGAGGUCCGGUCUGCAGCCGACUGUCUCGGAUCCCACCGGAUGUGGAAGGUCCUUGCAGCCAGCACUCAGCUCCGAUAGCCUUGGUGGAACACCCGGUGGCAAAGGCAAAGGAAAGACCAAGACGAACCCCAAGGGCAAUACCGAACCCAACAAAGCGAAGAAGGCCCCCAACUACGCUGGCAAAGCCAACGGGAAGGUGAAGCUGGGCCGAACUACCUUGACCGAUGCCAAGUAUUGGAUAAGGACGAUCCACGAUGACCAGAAGAUCCCGGACCCCAGCAAGCGCAAAGUGUCCGGUGAUUUGGCCAAAGGCUACAUUUCCCAGAUCCACCUGUACCAGAGCCCGAUGGAAAAAGCAACGGAAGCCUUGGAUUGGAAACUGGUUGAAGGUGUAAAGGACGAGGCCACGUUAGCCCCGCUCGUGACUACCCUCGACACUGCUGUGGAAAACUAUGGCAAUGCUAUCCGCCCAAUCAAGGCACUCUUCGUUGCCCAGCUGCAUAAUUGCCUUCGGCCGUGGUUUUCGUUUGAUUCCCACUAG
Molecule: messenger RNA, 3306 nt
Organism: Symbiodinium sp. CCMP2592
Lineage: Eukaryota; Dinophyceae; Suessiales; Symbiodiniaceae
Source: the annotation of a GenBank genome assembly